CAUUUUUAAUCAUCCAUCCAUGCGUAUGAGCGUCUAUUUUUAGACUCCAUCUUUGACUCCAGCAUAGGUCGGCCGUUGCGCCAAUCAAACGUGGUCAAAAGUGUCAUUUGACUCCAAUUCACCAAUCAGAUGACACAAGGCAGUCACUUGACCGCACGCGUUGUUUUUGCGAGCCAAUCCAAAUGAUUCAUUUUGAAGACAAAAAAAAAAAAAAAAAAAAAAAAAGCCACGCAGGUGUGUUUACAACUGUAGAACCUGAGCAGUAGUUAUGUCAUGCAGCUCUUCAUUUGCGACAAGCAAAAGUUUGAUAUUUCAUCCCGCUUCAAACCUGGCAUACCACAUUGCGGUGAUCUAACGCCGCCAGUCUCCAGCAGGUGUCCAACAUGGCGAGCACGGCAAGCGGAUCUCUCGUUCUCCCCCUCUCACUUAUCGUGAUUUCACUGGCCUUCCUCCUCAAAGGGGCUGCUGAAACCAUCACAGUGGAAGGUCAGAACUUGGAGACAGAUAACGUGUCAGUGGUGGAGGGCGAGAUGGCCACCAUCAGCUGUCGGGUGAAGAACAACGACGACUCGGUCAUCCAGCUCCUCAACCCCAACAGACAGACCAUCUACUUCAAGGAUGUCAGACCCCUGAAGGACAGCCGGUUCCAGCUGGUGAAUUUCUCUGACAACGAACUGCGGGUGUCUCUGUCCAAUGUGUCACUCUCCGACGAGGGACGUUAUGUGUGCCAGCUCUACACGGACCCCCCUCAGGAGGCCUACGCGGACAUCACUGUACUGGUGCCGCCGGGAAGCCCGAUCAUUGAGAGUCGCGAGGAUGUGGUCAGCGAGGGCAACGAGACGGAGCUCACCUGCACAGCCGCCGGCAGCAAGCCAGCUGCCUCCAUCAGAUGGAUGAAAGGAGAUGAGGAAAUGACAGGAGAAAUGACGGUGGAGGAGACAUAUGACCAAAUGUUUACCGUCACCAGCCGUGUGCGAUUCUUAGUCAGUAAAGAGGACGACGGUAUGCCGGUGGACUGUGUUGUCGACCACCCGGCCGCAAACGACCUCCUGGCUCAAAGGAACCUGGAAGUGCAGUAUAAACCUGAAGUGAAGAUUGUGGUGACAUAUCCCGAGGGAUUAACUCGGGAGGGCGACAAUCUUGAUCUGACAUGCAUUGCAGGAGGGAAACCGCAUCCUCAUCAGAUCAACUGGCUGAGAGUGGACGAGGACGUGCCAUCUCACGCCGUGGUCACCGGCUCGGACCUCUUUAUCGAGAACCUCAACAAGUCCUUCAAUGGCACAUAUCGCUGCGUGGCCUCCAAUGCAGUGGGCGAGGCCUACGACGACUACGUCCUCUAUGUCUACGAUGCUCCCACUACUAUCCCCACUCCCACCACCAACCCAGUCAACACGCAAGAUUCGCGAGCAGGCGAGGGUGCGCCACCCAAACUUGACCACGCUGUCAUCGGAGGGGUUGUUGCCGUGGUGAUGUUCGCCAUUCUUUGUGCGCUCAUUGUCCUCGGUCGAUAUUUUGCCCGACACAAAGGCACCUACUUCACACACGAAGCCAAAGGGGCGGACGAUGCCGCCGACGCCGACACGGCCAUCAUCAACGCCGAGGGCGGACACAGCAACACAGACGAGAAGAAGGAGUAUUACAUCUAAAGUGCGGAAAGAGGUGGUGUGGUGGUGCUAUGGCAGCAUUGUGUCUAACUCUGAUUGUUUGGUAGGGGGGGGUGAGGAGGAGGGGGGGGGUUGAUUUAAGGAGGAAGUGAAAGUAAGACUGGCGUGGCCUUGUGUUGAGAAGAGGUCGAGUCUCCUGUCUAAAAACCUUCCUGGACUGCUGGGGCCUAAACUUCUGUACACCUUCUUUCUUUUACAGACUAUUUUGUGCCUUUUUCUAUUUCUGUUUUUCUUCGCCGUCCCUCCCCACUCACGUGCUUGUCGGUUUAGGUGUUCGGCUGUGGAUUCAAAGGUGAAAGUGGCCUGUUGUAUGCGCGUGCGUGCGUGUGUUUGUUAGCUUUUAGCUCGAAUGUCGCUGAGCACAAAGAGGAAGCUCAUCUCCCUUUUUUUUUUUUGUCUGUAGUCAUCUUAAAGGAGACAUAUUAUUCUAUUUUUACCCCGUUUAAAAUAGAUUGUGGAUGUAUUAAUAUCAUAUCUGUCACUUGUUUUGGUCCAAAUUCCCCCAAACUAAUCAUCAGCCCUAUUGAAAUGAGUUUUCGGGGGGGCUGUUCUGUCUCAUACAUCGAACCACUGCUCACCAACCGCCAAUUUGAGCAGAGCUUUGUUUGUAUUACCAUAAGGACUACGGGCAGAUGCCCCUAAUCAAAUUGUAGGUGCAUCUGUAAAAACGCGGAUUAUAAUUGACAUCAGUGAAGGCUGCAGCGCAUUACUUGUCAAUUAGUGUGCAGAUCCACGAGUGUGGCACAUGCAGCAGAUGCAUGGCCAAAAACUCCAGAGACCACAAGCAAUUUAAAGUGACGUGCCGUAUUAUGUCCCCCCACUCAUUGGAAUUUCAUCUCACACACGUAUGUAUAUUUGAUGUUGUUGCGGGUUUACAGAAAUAACAAAUCAAAAGACUAAAUAAGUAGCCACUUUAUUGGGAACACCGAAUUAAAGAUGGGUUAAGGUGGUCGUGGGCACCCAAAAUUUAUUACCUAUGUCCACUUUCUCUUUGUUUUUUUUUUUUUUUUUUUUUUUUUUGGGGGGGGGGGGGUUGAGCCAUUGCAGUGGAAUUUUUUCUAACUAAUUUAUAUUUCCAUGCAAUUUGGGGGGUUUAUGGCCAGAUGUCUGCCCAGAGGCUUGAAUGACAGUAUCAUUAAAACAAUAAAGUGGUCAUUUUUAUGGAAAAAGUCAUAAUUUUAUGGGAAUAAAACAUUUUAAGUGCAAUAAGGAGAAAAUUGUAAUAUGAAAACGUCACAACUUUAGCCCCAAAAAUGAAUAUUAUUGGGAUAAAGUGGUAAUUUUACACUUUUCUGAAAAUUAAGUUAUGACAAAUUAUACUUUAUUAUAACAAAGUCUUAAUUUAAUGAGAAUAAAAGGAAAAUAGUUAUGUAACGGUUUGCAAAUUUUAAAGAGAAGUCAGUUAUUGUUCAUGUGAAUAAAUAAUGGCAAUUAAUUGUGGAAAAAUUAAUAAAUUAAAUUUUAACACUGAUGAGAGAAUUAAGGCAAAUUAUCUAUCCAUGAAUAAAGUGAUAAGCUGCCCAAAAAAACAUUUAUUUAUUAUUACGAAUAUAAGUAGAUAUUUUCAUGAUAAUGAAGUCUAAAUUAUUCAAAUAAAAUCCUCAUUUUAAUAAGAAAAAGUCACAAUUGUAGGAGACUUAAUACAAAUUCUUGAAAAUAUAAAUAGUAAUUUUUCACCUUUUUUUUAUGACUAAGGCCAAAUGAUUUGAUCCGAGAUUUAUUUGACAAGUUGUAUAUUCUUUUUUUUCUGUUUUUAACAUAUAAUGCAACUUUUAUAGCAGCUCUCAAUACAUUUUUGGGCUGUGGUAUCUUCCCUCUGAAAUGAAAAUACUGGAGGUGCGUUGUGCCCGAUAAAGUGGCUUCUUGAAUUAAAAGUCAGGAUAGAUUUCAAGACGGAAGUUAGCUUUAGCGUGUAGCAUUGGUGUUAAGUGCAGUCUCAUUAUUGCUCAUGUUCAUUCUUGAGUUGAGUAAAUGUUGAUGCUAACAACAACAACAACAAAAACUUCUCAUCUUGAAGCCUUGUGAAAACACACAGCCCUCUUUCACUUUAAGUUAGCUUAGCGAUAUUUAGCAUAAAGAGCUAAAGGUUAGCGUUCAAGAGAGCAUUAAGUUAUUUCGCUCAAAAGGUGACCUCAAAUGUGAAUAGUUACCAAUAAAACAGACACAUUACUGUGUUGUAAUGUAUUUUAUGGUUUAAAAAAAAACAUUUCAAAGUGAAAUUUUAGUGAAAAAUCUAGCUGGUUAACUUGUUUCAUGUUCAUACUGAUGAAAUACAAGCAGUAUUAUUUUCUUAAAAGCUCCCCCACAUUUAAGAGAUCGGAAAUAUUGUUGUUAAAAAUGUUGUUGCUUGUCUUUGUUUAGCAUAAAGAUCUGAACCAUGAGAGCUGCCAUUACGAUAAAGUAGAAUAACACUCAAGUUUAGCUCAACAAUUUGAAAAACUAGCAUGAAAAUGACUCAUUCCUGAGCAGAGGAUUAACAACGUCACAAACUACUGUGCUGUAAUGUUAUUUCUCUUCUUUAUUUGUAUGUACAUUUAUUAAGGUAAACUGGGAAGUGGCGAUUUAAAACAUCUGUUUUGUACAAAACUAAGUUAGUCAAAUAGUUUCUAAUCUAACACAAGCUGAAUCAAUCUUGAAUACGUUUAUCAACUGUUAUUUUUUAUUUUUGUUUUCACCCAGGAUACGAAUAGACAAAAGGCAGGAAAUAAUUGUUAAUUGAUACGUUUUGGGUGAGAGUUGAUGAGAUUUUACCUGGUGGCAGUGGAUUAUUGAAAACAAAUAAUAAUAAUAAUGGUAAGAAGAAACGGAUCAACUCAGCAAAUUCAAACUGGAUUAAGGUGGUCAUGGACACCCAAAAUUUAAUACGUAUGUCCUCUUCCCGUAGCGCAUUGUUUUGUUUUGUUUUGUUUUUUGUUUUUUUUGGGGGGGUGCGCUGGCUUUUGUCAACUGGACGGAUCGGCAUGCUUUUCCAAUGUGUUCCAAUGUAGAUGUUUUGAUUGCCAGCAGUGUCAAAAUUCUGGGGAGCAAAGGGAAUUCCGUCUCGCUCUUGAUUUGCCGCAAAGCUGUAAAAACGUCUUUUUCCUCAUCAAGUGUUACCUUUAGGCCGUCUUUGAUUGCUCUUGACCGCGCCAUCAAGUUGUCACUUUUUUUUUCCCCCUCACUUGUCGCCUAACAGCCUCAAACCUUCACUCAAGUCUCUUUUUUUUCCAUUUUUUUUUUAAAUCUAUCAGAAGAAACCCCAUCUCAGCCAUACCGGAUUAUGUUAUAAUAAGAUACAUAUAAGAUUUAAAGCCACGUCAAAAUAGUGAAGGACUUUCCUGUAUAAAUGUACGAUUUUAUUUUUGUAACAUUACAAUUUUUUUUCCUGAGCUAUAUUGUCUUGACAUUACGACGCUUUACAUUUCUCACAAAAUUCAAAUCCAAUCCUCACGAAUGGCUUAUUUUGCAUAUAUUUUGUGGGGUUUGAGCAGCGAAGUGCCCCCGCCCCCCCUGGCAUUGACGCGAUAUCUUGUAUAUUUGUGUCCUCUUUCUAGCAGACUCGACACAAUGUUGGUCCCCGUUGUUGCUUGUGUACAAAAGCUGAGGUGAUCACAGAUGUUGUAUUUAUGACGUGUUAUUCAAUUUGGUGAAUCCAAAUGUUCAUUGGAGCAGUAUUUCUUGGAGGAGGACCAGGCCAAAACAAGUUUUACCUUUAGGCUGAUCGGAAGGAACGGCGGCGGCGGCGGCAGAUUUCUUGAUGGUGAAAGAACUUUUGAGGCCACGAUAAGUCAUUUCAAAACCCAAAUUGAAAAAUGGAGUUGAACUCUUAAAGUGGGUGUGUGAAACUUUCACUGCAUAUCCUAACUUUAUUCUUAAAAGCCAUUUUUAAGUUCUAAUUCUCAUGGGUGUGAUUUUAAAAAAUUGACAAAAAUGUAUUUUUUAAUGCUUUUUUAUUUGGUUUUAGUUGUUUAAAAAAAAUUGGCAAAAAUUGGCUCUUGAAAUAAAAAUUUGCUCCCCCAAAUUUGUCUCAUGACAAAUUUCUGCGUUUAUUCUUAUUAAAAAUCAAUAUUUGUUAAAUGCUCAUGCUUGCAAUGAGUUUAGUAAUUGGUAAAUCGCUUAACAACAUAACUUUGACAAGUUUUCCACAUUGCCCUAAAAUAAAAAAUUGUGUUCCUUACCAUUCAGAUAUUCUUGUAAAAUUACAACUUCAUUCUCUUCACUAUAACUAUAAUCUGAAAAGAAAUGUCAUAAUUAUUCUUGUAAAAUAGUUCAAUCUAAAAAACACAACUUUUUCAAAAUUGUACUGUAUUAUUCUCUGACAGUUGACUUUAUCUCUUGGAAAAAAAAUACUUUAUUCUUGUAAAAUUAAAACAAUUAAUAUUUUGAUUUGAUUAUUUUUCCUCCAUGAGCAAACAUUUCAAGGGUGGGAUAACUCCAAUGUAAUAAUUUUUGCUUGAGUGUGGGUGUCCCCCCCUCCCCUAAUUUUUUGUUCGGGUUUGAGGAUUUUCCAUAUUUGAUUCGGAUAAAAUAUGCCGUGAUCUUUCAUCACACAGGUUGAUUCUUGGACACUCGAAGGACUGUCCUGUACGACUUGAAAUGUACGACUUUAUUUUUGUAACAUUACAAUUUUUUUUCCCCUCAGGACAACACAGUUGAUAUUACGGCGCUUACAUUUCUCACGAAAUUCAAAUCAAUCAUGAGUCAGUCAAAGUCCAAUUAUCCUUCAAAUCCGUCAAUAUUUUGCAGGAAACAUAAACUCCAAAUGUAUAACUUCAUCACAAGCUUUCACGUAUUAUUUAUUCCACGAGUGUUGCACUGCAGCACUUUCACGAACAGGCUGCCCCCUGUUGGUUACAAUUGGAACAAACCUCGAUUUGGACCUGGAUUCAUUUUGACCAAAAUGGAGUUCGUCUCAUUCUCACAGGGCUCAAAUUAUUCUUUGGAAUCGUUUUGAAAUCAUUUAUUGUGGUCUCUCUUUUUUUUCUCCACUUCAUGUAAACCUGUUUUAACAGUUUACAUUCAUAAAUAAAAAUCAACAAAAACAAGUUCACAAUACUCCAAACGAGAGUUUUAAGUGUCAGCUGCAUGACAUUAUUUUGCUUCAAUUCUUUUGUUGUUUUUUUUUUUUUAAAUGACCGCUCCCAUGAACUGAGGAUUACUACCACUCCUCUGAUCAUAUUUUUUUAUAUAUAUAUAUUUGAUGUUUCUCCUUCUACUUCUUAUAAUUAUUAGUACGUUUGUGUUCACUCUCUCAGGUUCAUGAGUGUUAAUAGUUGUCUUUUUUGCAUCUCAGGUAGAAUGCAAAUGUGUAUAUAUAAUAUUAAAAAAUGAAUUUAAAAAAAGCCCCCCCCCCCAUGUGCCCUGCCAAGUACAGUAUAUGUGUAUACAUUGUACCUAGUAGAAGUGCAGCAGCAGCUUUUCAAACAGAUGUACAUGGUUUUCUCAGCUGUGUGUGUGUGUUCUUGAUGACGAUGGUGCACUGUCACAUGACUUUGGAGUUUGCAUAGAACACAAACAGAAGUAGUUUUGUCCAUCAAGCGGACCGGCACCAUGUGUACAGUCAGUGUUUCUCUUCCGGUAUAUUCAGUUGUAAAAUGUUUUGCAUACAUGAUAUGAAAUAUUUCCUGGAACAUGUUUUGGAGGAGGAAGAAGAAGAGGACAAUGAGGAAGGAGGUGCUUCUUUGUGUUUGACUACCACCCCAAAAAAAAAUGGAUUCAAAAUUGUCUUUUUUUUUUUGUUUGUUUGUUUUUUUUUUGGUGGAGUGGGUUUGUCUUCUGGCCAUUCAUCUUUUGGAUUGGUUCAGCAACAUUUUUACAAAACGGAAAAAAAAAAUAACCUGAUGAGUACUUGUCU
Messenger RNA from Syngnathoides biaculeatus (alligator pipefish), 7497 nucleotides. It is a transcript of the gene cadm1b, whose product is annotated as cell adhesion molecule 1b. The record is from RefSeq and is a predicted model, not a curated record. Gene Ontology annotation, molecular function: signaling receptor binding. Bases 384 to 1646 code for a protein of 420 amino acids. The transcript has 12 exons. Gene Ontology annotation, biological process: cell recognition; detection of stimulus; susceptibility to natural killer cell mediated cytotoxicity. NCBI's taxonomy places the organism in Eukaryota, Metazoa, Chordata, Actinopteri, Syngnathiformes, Syngnathidae. Gene Ontology annotation, cellular component: synapse; plasma membrane; neuron projection.